CUCUCUCUCUCUCUCUCUCUCUCUUCUAGUUUCACUCCAAGGCGACAUCUUCGAAGCUCCAAAGCUCACACAUUUUCUCUUCGUCUUUGUAAUCUCCGCUAAAACUCUGUAACUCUCUUUCUCUCUCUAUAAAGAAACCUCGAAAAUACUCUCUCUCUCUACACAAUUCUCUCUCUCUCUAUCUCUAUCUCUCACUACAAUGUCGCAGUCUCUGCAACUCUUCACCUCUUGUAGCCGGUCACCCAACCACCAACCUCUCCCCAACGGCCACAGCUACUCCGACCUAAAGCCGUUUCUCCUCCCCGGUCGCCGCCGGUUCCCGGUCACCGCCUUCCCCAAGCUCGCAAUCAAGGCCUCGUCCUCGUCAGAUCUCGAACCCUCGCCGGUGCUGGUCUCCGAAAACGGCGGCGCCGGUGGAGCGUUGUCUCCGGCGCCGGCGGCUGUUUCGUCCGAUUCGAGCUCGAUCGAGGUCGACGCGGUGACGGAGGUGGAGCUGAAGGAGAACGGCUUCCGGAGCACGAGGAGGACGAAGCUGGUGUGCACGAUCGGACCGGCCACGUGCGGGUUCGAGCAGCUGGAGGCGCUGGCGGUGGGAGGGAUGAACGUGGCGAGGAUCAACAUGUGCCACGGCACGAGGGAGUGGCAUCGGCGGGUGAUCGAGAGGGUUCGGAGGCUGAACGAGGAGAAAGGGUACGCCGUCGCCAUUAUGAUGGACACUGAAGGGAGUGAGAUUCACAUGGGAGAUCUCGGAGGAGCUUCUUCGGCCAAGGCCGAGGAUGGUGAAGUCUGGACUUUUAGUGUUAGAGCUUUUGAUUCAACUCAACCGGAACGCACCAUCAACGUCAAUUAUGAUGGUUUUGCCGAAGAUGUAAAAGUGGGUGACGAACUCUUGGUGGAUGGUGGAAUGGUUAGGUUUGAAGUGAUAGAGAAGAUUGGUCCAGAUGUUAAGUGCCUAUGUACUGAUCCUGGACUAUUACUUCCUCGGGCUAAUUUGACGUUCUGGAGGGACGGGAGUUUGGUACGAGAACGUAAUGCCAUGCUCCCCACAAUUUCUUCUAAGGAUUGGCUGGACAUUGAUUUUGGGAUUGCAGAGGGUGUUGACUUUAUUGCCAUAUCAUUUGUCAAAUCUGCUGAAGUGAUCAAUCAUCUUAAAAGCUACAUUGCUGCAAGAUCUCGUGACAGCGACAUUGCCGUCAUUGCAAAGAUAGAGAGUAUCGACUCUUUGAAGAACUUAGAAGAGAUCAUUCAAGCAUCGGAUGGAGCUAUGGUAGCAAGAGGAGAUUUAGGUGCCCAGAUACCAUUGGAACAGGUCCCUGCAGCCCAGCAAACGAUCGUGCAAGUUUGCAGGCAGUUAAAUAAACCAGUCAUUGUUGCCUCUCAGCUGCUUGAGUCGAUGAUUGAAUACCCCACGCCCACUAGAGCUGAAGUGGCUGAUGUUUCUGAGGCAGUUAGGCAGCGAGCAGAUGCGCUGAUGCUCUCUGGUGAGUCAGCCAUGGGCCAGUACCCAGAGAAGGCAUUGGCUGUCCUCAGAAGUGUUAGCCUGAGAAUUGAGAAGUGGUGGAGGGACGAGAAACGCCAUGAACCUAUGGAACUCCCGGACAUUGGCUCUUCAUUUUCAGACAGUAUUUCAGAGGAGAUUUGCAACUCUGCUGCCAAGAUGGCUAAUAAUUUAGAGGUGGAUGCACUUUUUGUCUACACAAAGACGGGGCAUAUGGCAUCCCUCCUGUCACGUUGCCGACCUGAUUGCCCCAUAUUUGCUUUCACUUCCACGACGUCGGUGCGCAGGCGUCUAAAUCUGCAAUGGGGUCUCAUACCAUUCCGCCUAAGUUUCUCCGACGACAUGGAAAGCAACCUCAACAAAACCUUUGCUUUGCUCAAGGCCAGGAAUUUGAUCAAAUCGGGCGACCUCGUGAUCGCUGUCUCUGACAUGUUGCAGUCCAUUCAAGUUAUGAAUGUUCCUUGAGAGAGCUUCUCAUCAAAACUGCCGUCAUCCAAAAUCUAUUGGUUUCAACUGUUUUUGGUGGUUGGUGGAAAGAGAUUGGAGAAGAAAUCAAUGCAAGUUGUCAACUUUGCUUUCCUCGUCCACACCCUGGAAUUCCUGCUUCAAUUAUUUGGGUUCGAUUAAAUUAAUAUUCGUGGUCCAUCUAAAAUUGAUCACUGUGAUGCCCUUGGACGUUUUUGUAACAUGAGCUAUCUCACUAGGCAAACAAUGUAUUUCUUUUCAGUUUGUUUUUUGUUUUUUGUUUUUGUUUCUUUUAAUAUAAAAUUGCAGUUGAAGUUUGACCAAAUAUGUAUAAAUAACAAUAAACAUUAGAGCUUAUAUUUGCAUUAUGGCCCUUGCUGAAGCAGAGAAUUAACCUGGUCUUUUUAUUUCCC
Messenger RNA from Morus notabilis, 2376 nucleotides. Its product is annotated as pyruvate kinase isozyme A, chloroplastic. The coding region runs from base 200 to 1963 and encodes 587 amino acids. The record is from RefSeq and is a predicted model, not a curated record. The transcript has 6 exons. Gene Ontology annotation, biological process: glycolytic process. Lineage: Eukaryota; Viridiplantae; Streptophyta; Magnoliopsida; Rosales; Moraceae. Gene Ontology annotation, molecular function: magnesium ion binding; pyruvate kinase activity; potassium ion binding. Gene Ontology annotation, cellular component: chloroplast stroma; cytoplasm.